AUGCUCGCCAAGUUCUUCGUUCCGGCUCUCCUCUCUGCGAUGGCUGUCGCUGCCCCGACAUCCGUUGAGGAGAGGGACAUUGAGGCCCGCAGCCUCGACAUCAAUGCCUUCCUCGCCAAGAUUGUCAGCAUCUUCCCUGUCAAUGUCGCUGUCAAGGACAUCUGCGGUGCCCUGGGUGAAGGCGAGAAGCUGCUCGCUGAUUACUUUGAUCUUUCCAUCAACCAGGACCGCCAGGGCUGCUCCGACGUUAGCCUCAUCUUUGCCAGAGGCACGUGUGAUCCAGGAAACGUUGGUGCUCUUGUUGGCCCGCCUGUCUUCCAGGCCGUUCAAGCUGCGCUUGGAUCGAAGAGCCUUAGCGUCCAGGGCGUACCAUAUCCCGCUAGCGUCGAUGGUUACCUGAACGCUGAUUCCGCUGCUGGACAAACUAUGGCCAACCUUGUCAAGAGCACACUCGCUGCAUGCCCCAAGACUAAGAUUGUUCUAUCGGGUUACUCGCAGGGUGGCUACGCCGUCCACAACGCCGCUAACGACCUCGGAUCGGACAUGGGCAAGGUCAGCGCUGUUGUUGUCUUUGGUGAUCCCAUGUCCCACACAGCUGUCAGCAACAUUGAUCAGAACAAGGUUAAGAUCAUCUGCCACGAUGGCGAUGAUAUUUGCAACCAGGGCUUCCUCAUCCUUCCUCAGCACAUUACAUACGCCAUUGACGCUGGCACGGCUGCUUCCUUCAUUGCGUCCCACGUCUAG
Messenger RNA from [Torrubiella] hemipterigena, 744 nucleotides. Lineage: Eukaryota; Fungi; Ascomycota; Sordariomycetes; Hypocreales; Clavicipitaceae. The record is from the annotation of a GenBank genome assembly.